Candidozyma auris is the source of this 411-nucleotide messenger RNA. RefSeq names its product U6 snRNA complex subunit LSM4. The record is from RefSeq and is a predicted model, not a curated record. Gene Ontology annotation, biological process: nuclear-transcribed mRNA catabolic process; spliceosomal snRNP assembly; P-body assembly. The coding region runs from base 1 to 411 and encodes 136 amino acids. Gene Ontology annotation, molecular function: U6 snRNA binding. Gene Ontology annotation, cellular component: U6 snRNP; spliceosomal tri-snRNP complex; P-body. The transcript has 2 exons. Lineage: Eukaryota; Fungi; Ascomycota; Pichiomycetes; Serinales; Metschnikowiaceae.
AUGUUACCCCUAUUUAUGCUAACAAGCGUCAAAAGCCAGGAAAUUCUCGUAGAGUUGAAGAAUGGCGAAUCCGUUGUUGGCAAAUUGACCGACUGCGACUCGUGGAUGAACUUGACCCUUUCCGAGGCCGUUGUUACGUACAACAAAGGUGAGAAGUUCAACAAGCUUGAACAGAUCUACAUCAGAGGAAGUCACAUCAAGUUUCUCCGGUUGCCAGAGCUGGUAAUGGACCACGCCAAGGAGCAGAGCAUGUUGAACCAGGAACAAAGGAACAGAAACCAAAAGAGGAAGGGGGGACAGCAACACAGAAAAUUCAACGAUAACCGUGAUGGUCGUGGUAACUAUGGCAAUCGUGGAGGUCAGGGAAGACGCACCUACCAAGGCCAGCACCAACACCAAGCCAACGCCUAA